UCUCAUUCAUAAAGCGCCCGGCGGCGGCGGCCGGGAUUCCCUGCCCGGGCUCGGCGCUGCAGCUGUGCCUCCAGUUCUCCCGUCCCGCCGCCGGCCGAGCCCCUGCGGCUUCCGCGCUCGCACCAGGACGCUUCGGCGGGCACCCUCCUGCCGCUCUGCCCUCUCCUGUCCCGGCUGCCUCCGGGAGCGGCCUACGGCCGGCAUGAAAGUCACGUCCCUCGACUGCCGCCAGCUGAGGAAGCUCCUGAGGAAGGAGCCCUCCCGCUGCCUGGUGCUGGACUGCCGGCCCUACCUGUCGUACUCGGCUUCCUGCCUCCGCGGCUCGCUCAACGUCAACCUCAACUCGGUGGUGAUGCGGCGGGCCCGCGGCGGGGCCGUGCCGCUCCACUUCGUGGUGCCCGACGCGGCGGCCCGAGCCCGGCUGAUGCUGGGCAGCGAGGGGACGGCGGGGAGCGCCCGCCUGGCAGCCGUGGUGGUGCUGGACCAGGGUACAGGGCACUGGCAGAAGUUGAAGAAGGACAGCACGGCCCAGAUCGUCCUCAAUGCCCUGCUCUCCAGCCUGCCGGAGGCCGGGACCAGGGUCUGCUUCCUGAAAGGAGGAUAUGAAACCUUUAACUCGCAAUAUCCUGAGUGCUGUGUGGAUGGAAAACUCAUUUCCCCAGAGAAGACUGAGGCAGAGAGAAACGUUGCCAGCCACUGUGAGAAGCAGAGUGCCAACCACAAACCCGUUUAUGACCAGGGUGGUCCAGUUGAAAUCCUGCCUUUUCUCUACCUUGGUAGUGCCUAUCAUGCUUCCAAGUGCGAGUUUCUUGCCAACCUGCACAUCACAGCCCUCCUCAAUGUCUCCAGAAAAAGCUCAGAGUCCUUCAAAGACCAAUACUGCUACAAGUGGAUCCCAGUGGAGGACAGUCACACAGCAGACAUCAGCUCACACUUCCAGGAAGCCAUUGACUUCAUUGAUUAUGUCAGGCGAACAGGAGGCAAGAUCCUGGUGCACUGCGAAGCAGGGAUCUCGCGCUCUCCCACCAUCUGCAUGGCCUAUCUCAUGAAGACAAAGAAGUUCUGCCUGGAGGAAGCCUUCGAUUACAUCAAGCAGCGCCGGAGCCUGAUCUCACCAAACUUUGGUUUCAUGGGCCAGUUGCUACAGUACGAGUCAGAGAUCUUGUCUUCCACUCCCAGCCCUGCUGUUGCCUCAUGCAAAAGAGAAGCCGCAUCUUUCUUUGCAGAAGAACUGACAUUAGGCAAAAACUUUGAAGGCUCCUGUUUUGCCUUUCCUACCUCAGUGUUAAGUUCUGUGCCCAUCCACUCUCCUGUCCAUCAGCUGAAACUCAGCCCCAUGACAGCAUCUUCAUCCUGCUGAGGAGACCAGAACUGAUGGGACCAGAGCUGAUGUGGUCCUCUGAUCCAAAAUGUGACCCCAACAAGAACAUUUCAUGAAUGUGCAAUAGAGAAACUUCAUCAACUUAGCCUGAGAUGGAGAAGUUGUCGUGGGUCAUACCUCCCAUAUGCUGUGACUGUAAGACACAAGUUCUCUAAGUGUGGCAGGUUUUAUGAUCUUUUAUUGUCCUUUUUUUUUUUAAGAAAAUAGAAAGGAAAAGAAAAUAAAAAGUGCUUUCUUUUUUUAGAGGUUUUUAACCACAGAGUGUGCACCCACUACUGUAUUUCCAGAUUCCUGAGGAGCAAUGAGAAAUCUAUUCAGUAUGUUCUCAGCUCCCAUCUCCUUCCCUCCUCGUUUUUUAAAAGACCCUUAUUUAAAUUUGCAAGCAAUAAACAGCAGCAGCAGGGAAGAAAGCAAAAUGAAAAGCACCACCUUUGCAGCUGCAGAGAUGGUGGGAGUAGUAAAUAUUUGUUCUGCUUUUGCUUGGGCUUUCCUCCUCCUCUCCUGUGUCAUGUUUCAGGGAGCAAAAGGCUAGGGUGCCAGGAGAGAGCUCCUUUCCCAGGACACUGUUGCAUAACCAGGUGAAAAUCCCCUUUUCUGCUUCAUCCUCUGAAGUGUCUGGUACUGGCCACAGUGUAACUGGACACCAAACCGUUGGGGGAUCCAUUCAGGUGUGGCAUUUCCUGUACUUCUGCGUUUGCCUUUGUACUGGAUGUACUUUUAACUAAAGCAGGGGACUUAAACGAAGCUGUCAGGCUACCCUGCUGAGUUGUUAUCCUGCCAUCUGUUAUUUAAGAACAGCCCUAAAAUACUUGAAUGUCUCCACAAUCCUCCCAUAAUAUAACACUGUAACUGCUGGAUUUACACCAAAAAAACCUGACGAGCUCGGCUCCAAGCCAGCUCUUCCUCCAUCCCUCCCCAAGUGUUCUUGAUGUGUAUCAUGUGUGGUUAAGUGGUCUUUUUCAAUGUUAUCUGGCUUGCUCUGUGUGUGUGGCCACCUCUAGCCUGCCUUUGUCUGCAAAAAAACCCAGUUUCUGUCUUGCUCACGUUGGUUUCUGUGUCUGCAGGGAGUUCAGAAUAAGGAACUAUCUUUAUCUGUUGACCAUUUUAUUAUUGUUUCUUUUUUUUUUUAAUUAUAUGUAGUAUGUAUGGGAAAUGGCAAUAAUUUCCAGGAGAUCUCGUGAAUGUGAAAGAAAACCUGCCAUGGUUUUUAUGGAGUGUAUAAAAUAAUAAAGAAAAAAAAAACAUGCCAGGAAA
Messenger RNA from Pogoniulus pusillus (Red-fronted tinkerbird), 2635 nucleotides. It is a transcript of the gene DUSP5, whose product is annotated as dual specificity phosphatase 5. Gene Ontology annotation, molecular function: protein tyrosine/threonine phosphatase activity; MAP kinase tyrosine phosphatase activity; MAP kinase tyrosine/serine/threonine phosphatase activity. The coding region runs from base 203 to 1360 and encodes 385 amino acids. Gene Ontology annotation, cellular component: nucleus; cytoplasm. NCBI's taxonomy places the organism in Eukaryota, Metazoa, Chordata, Aves, Piciformes, Lybiidae. The record is from RefSeq and is a predicted model, not a curated record. Gene Ontology annotation, biological process: protein dephosphorylation; negative regulation of MAPK cascade; endoderm formation. The transcript is spliced from 4 exons.